GGGAGUUUGAACUCUGAAUCCAAGGCAGGCAGGGGCCUGGGUGUUAAGACCCUCUACUAAGCUUCCUGCCCCUCUGAGGGCUGAAGUUUUCCCUGGGCCUGUGGAAGAUGGGUGGGGCCUCUCAAGCUGAGCUCCAGUUUCCGUGGAAACCCACAGGCUUCCCACCCACUGCUGCCUGGGCAGGCUCCCAGCUGGGGCCUCAUGCUCUGCCAGCCUCUCCUCCCCAGUCCAGUCUGCUCCACCCUCAGCCUGUCUUGGCCCCUUCCCUGACUCUCCAUCCCCAAGCCCAGCCUCUGGCCUCUUCCAUUAGGCUCUAAUGCCUUCUUAAGGAACCUGGGCCUCUCCUGCCCCAUCCCUAAACUUCAGCUUCUCAGCAAACAGGCUUCCCAAGCUCCUGCCCCUCCCUCUCAGGCCUUUCUAGCCUCCUUACCAGCUCCCAGGCCUAGCCAGGCCUCCUGCUCCUGCCCACCUAUCACCUCCCACAGACCAACAGACAACAGGUCUCCUAGGCUAUUCUGUCCUCUUGCUCCCCUGCCCCACCCCACCCAUGGAGACCCCAGGACUGGUUGUGCACGGGGAGGCUGCACCCUUUUCCACAGCACUCCGAAGCCUUCUCAACAAUCCCCAAUACAGUGAUGUUUGCUUUGUGGUCGGUCAAGAACGGCAGGAGGUGUUUGCCCACCGGUGCUUGUUGGCCUGUAGAUGCAACUUCUUCCAACGACUUCUGGGUCCGAAGCUGGGCUCUGGCAUGCCUAGCCCCGUGGUGCUAAGCACUGUGCCAGCUGAGGCCUUCCUGGCAGUGCUGGAGUUCCUGUACACCAACAGCGUCAGGCUGCACCGCCACUCUGUGCUGGAGGUGCUGACCGCGGCUAUAGAAUAUGGGCUGGAGGAACUGCGAGAGCUGUGCCUGGAGUUUGUGGUGAAGGUGCUGGAUGUGGAACUGGUUUGUGAGGCCUUGCAGGUUGCUGUAACCUUUGGCCUGGGACCGCUGCAGGAGCGUUGCAUAGCCUUCAUAGAGGCCCACAGCCAGGAGGCGCUCCGGACCCGCGGGUUCCUGGAGCUGUCGGCGCCAGCCUUGCUGUCCUUGUUGCGCAGCGACAAGCUCCGCGUGGACGAGGCUGAGCUCGUUCUGGCGGCCAGGAGCUGGGCACGCGUGGGUGCGGCUGUGCUGGAGCGGCCGGUGGCCGAGGUGGCGGCCCCGGUGGUGCGGGAGCUGAGACUGGCUUUGCUGGCCCCGGCGGAGCUGAGUGCCCUGGAAGAGCAGAACCAGCGGGAGCCGCUCAUCCCGGUGCGGACGCGGGGAACCAAGCUCAGAUCCGCUCAGCAGCGUGGGGGAAAAGCGCGAGGGUGGGGUUGGGGGGCUCGGCCCAGGGUCUGCCGGGUGAGUGAGUAUUGCAGGACUGCCGUGACCGGCCUUCCCCUGCAGGUGGAGCAGAUCGUAGAGGCGUGGAAAUGCCACGCUCUGCGAAGAGGGGAUGCGGCCCGGGGCGCCCCGUGCCGCCGCCGGAGGGGAACCCUGCCCCGGGAGCAUCACUGCUUUCUGGACCUGCCCUUUAAGUGACGAAAGGCCGCGGUUUGCAAGGAAUUCUGGGCCUGUCCCAAGCUACAACUCCCGACGUGCCUAGUGCUCGGAGCCGACUUCCGCCCCCAGCAUGCCCUGCGAGCCGGACGCUGGAAGGGCGACUGUUGCCCGGCUCUGCGCCCUGUGGGUGGGGCUCUGUGGGUGGGGAGUGGGUGUGGGCUUGGGCGGGGCCCAAAAGCGAUUUCCCUUACACUUUACCCUGACUCUACCCUGGCCCUCUGGCCGCGCAGGCCUGCCACGUUUACUUUUAUAAUCCCCACGUUUUUCGGCUCAACUCCCUCUUUAAUUCCAGAGCUACCUCCUAGAGAGCGCUCUCUAAAUGCCCCACAGACACCUCAGACUCAAUCCAAAAUUGGGCUGCCUCAUCUUUCCCCAGUUCUGCCCCCAUCGUGUUUCUCAUCUCUGUGAGUGUCUAAGCCAGAAACCUGCAUCUUUGCCUUGUUCUUCAUCCUCACAUCUGCCUCCCGUAACUUCUGCCUUCUAAGACACUGAAGGGUAGUAAAAUGUGCCAAUCCAAAAUACGCCUCUUUGAGCUAAGGAUUAUUUUAAGCUGAUUAUUUUGAGAAAAAGUGGAAGCUCUGGAAACAGAAUAGAAUUUACCCUUUUGUAAGGGAAAUUUAUAAUUAAAAAGGGAAUCUCCAUUAGUAAGGGCAUCUCCUCCGUACCAGGAAAAGAAGGAUGAUCAACUCACAAGAUUUUAGUGGAGAAGGCACCCACUGAAAUCUGCUUAACAAGCCUUACCUUAUGUACUGUGUUUUUCCUGGUAGCAUUCUCCUAACUGUCCUCCCUACACUUUUCUUUCAUCCUUAACUGAAGAUGGUCUUUCAGCAGGUAUGUUAGACCACCUCAGGGAGUUACUCAUUUUUCCCUGGGUAUCUCCCAUGUACACAAGAGGUAUACAUAUUAAUAAACUUGUUUUUCUUUUGUUAA
Prionailurus viverrinus (fishing cat) is the source of this 2512-nucleotide messenger RNA. It is a transcript of the gene BTBD19, whose product is annotated as BTB domain containing 19. Bases 548 to 1561 code for a protein of 337 amino acids. Lineage: Eukaryota; Metazoa; Chordata; Mammalia; Carnivora; Felidae. The record is from RefSeq and is a predicted model, not a curated record. The transcript has 7 exons. Gene Ontology annotation, molecular function: protein binding.